UCUCAGUUUCUAUUUAGUAUCCACAUCGAAUCGGUGGAUACGUGUUCGAUUUCCCCUAUUCAGUGUAAUACCCUUCGGGACGCGAUUUUGAUUAUACUCUUCCACGUUCGUGAAGUAAAAGUUAACGAUUAAUUACUCUUAAGGUAAUCGUUUAACAAGAGACGAACGUAGGCCUGAGUUUUAGUGAAACGUUUUUUAUUUUAUAUUUUUGCAUUUUUUUUGUUGCAUUAAUUUAAUCACAAGUGCCAUUGUGUCGAUCCUUUCUCUUUGUUAUCUUAAAGAAAUUUUAUUAUAUUUUUUCUUUUUUUUGUUGACAAAUAAUUUCAAUCAAUUCGUCGUCAUCGAUUACAGUGAUCCUUCAUCUCAAGGAAAAUUAAGAUUAAAAGGAUGCAUAUCCGAGUGAUCGCUUUGAUUACUUUACUCCUCGUCGUUCAAGGCUGGUGCAAACCGCCCAAUGACGUCGACAAUUUUGAGGAUUACAACGACGACGCUCAAGCUGAAGAGAAUGAAGAUUAUUCUCAAACUGAUGACGAGGAUGAGAGUCCGGACACUAUCGAGGAACCACCGCAAAUUAUAUCACAACCAAUAAGCAAACAUGUUAAAGUUGGUACCACCGUUACUCUACCAUGUCUGACGGAAAAUGCAGAUUCUUUUGCGAUUAUUUGGAAAAAGGACGACCAAUUUCUUUACUACGGAUCUAAUCCUAUGACAAAUGAACCUAAAAGAAUAGAAAGAACAGCGAAUAACAGUUUGGUGAUACAUAACGCUACGAUAAACGACUCAUCUAAUAAUUAUAUCUGCAGUAUUACCAGCCGUAUACCUAUUACGAUCACGCACAGAUUAAUCGUUGAACCUGCUAACGAUAGAUCACCAUCUAUGAUGAUGACAACAAUAACGACGACAUCAGUAACGACAACUACUCCACAAAUGGUUCCUACGUCACCUUCAAUACCAUUUAUACAAGUUGUACCUUCCAACAAAGUUGACGUUAAACAGGGUAACAAUGUCAAAUUUGCUUGUAACCCAUUCCCCAGGGAACAAUUUUCUCAAACGAAAAUGAAAUGGUAUCUCAAGAAUGUAAAAUUACAUAACGACAGUCAUACGCUGAUGCAUGGAAAUGAAAUUACCAUAUUUAAAGCUGGAAGACACGAUGCCGGAAUGUAUCAAUGUUUGGCUGAUAAUGGAAUGGAAAAUCCACCUAUUGCUGCCAUUCAUCUUAUCGUUCAUUACGCUCCGGAGAUUGAAACGGAACAUGAUAUUGUACACACGGGAGACGGCGUUGAGUCAGAAAUCACGUGUAUCGUUCACGCGCACCCACACGCGAACGUGACUUGGUAUAAAAAUCAGAAAGAAUUACCAAAGAAAGGGAGGAUCUCGCAAAAGGAAAAUAAAUCAAGAUACACUCUUAGGAUUAUGCGUACGACUGAACAGGAUUUCGGUGACUACACCUGCCAAGCUAAGAACAAGUUGGGCCAAGCAAGCAAGACAAUUACUCUUACCGGAGCUCCAUCCCAAGCAAUCAUUUUCGGAGCAUCGUUAAUGACGAAUGACAACAAUGAUUUUGUUUUAAAAUGGCGUCUCGAAAGCUACUCUCCUAUUGCCCAAUACAAACUGAAAUAUCGUCGCAAAGGGGACGAACAAUGGCAAGAAAUGGAACCUCGUGUCAAAGAUGGCGACGGAAAUCAAUAUAUAGUAGAACAUGUUAUUGUUGGCCUUGAUGCUGGAAAUUAUGAAGCGGUCCUCGAAGCAAGAAAUUCAUUUGGUUGGUCACUUCCAUCUAAGCCUGUUACUUUCAAGAAAGAAAACGUUGAGAAAAUAGAAGCAGCAAGUGUCGGUGGAUCGGCAGUUUCGAUCCGACCAUUUUGGGCUAUCCAAGUGUCACUCCUAGUCGUUUGUGCCUUCAGAAAACUGUAAUUAACGAAACUGUUUUAACUACGUAGGUAAUUUACUGCAGCCAAAGCUACACCAGAAAACGUCGUGGUGCGAUUAAUAAUGUAAGGGAUGCCUUGGGAGAAGCUUCAUUAUUCAAAUACGCUUCCUGAAACAUCCGUUGUCUUCGUCGAACACUCUACGUA
Polistes canadensis is the source of this 2075-nucleotide messenger RNA. Its product is annotated as protein amalgam-like. Gene Ontology annotation, molecular function: protein binding. The transcript is spliced from 10 exons. The record is from RefSeq and is a predicted model, not a curated record. NCBI's taxonomy places the organism in Eukaryota, Metazoa, Arthropoda, Insecta, Hymenoptera, Vespidae. The coding region runs from base 388 to 1914 and encodes 508 amino acids.